Messenger RNA from Ambispora gerdemannii, 566 nucleotides. Lineage: Eukaryota; Fungi; Glomeromycota; Glomeromycetes; Archaeosporales; Ambisporaceae. The record is from the annotation of a GenBank genome assembly.
CCUAUCAAGAGCAAAAAGAAAGAGUUGAUAAGUUAAAAGAUAAAUUAGCUCAAAAUGACCCACAAAAAUACGGAAAAUUAGCCGCGAGAAAUAUUGCUGAAAGAAUAUCGGCAGCGGGGACAUUGAUAUUGGAUCAGGAAACCCAAGAAAAAAUAGAAAAUUUAAAAAACGGAAAGGUUGCUGAUGCUUCUCAAGUGAGGAAGACCGAGGAAGAAGUUAUUCACCAAGUUAAUUUAGCAAUAGCCAAAAAGAAGUUAAGUGAGUUAUUGGCAGAAAUCAAGAAGUUAGGUAAAAAUAAAAAGGCUAAAGAAAAAGGCAGUGAUUUAUUCAAAUAUAUUUCGGAUGCUAAUACUUAUCAUCAGCAAGCCUAUCAAAUUAAUAAAUCCCAAGUAGAUGAAAUAUUAGUUGAACAAGGGUUUAUUCAGUCAAGUAAUAAAACUAAUUCUCCAUUCGGUGGUUUCUUCCAACCCAAAGUGCUUAUUCCGGUGGCAAUAGCGGUGGGUGUAGUAGUAACCUUCCUAGUAAUAAUGAGGAAUAAUAAGCAGAGGAAAAUAAAGGGUUUUUAA